Molecule: messenger RNA, 2907 nt
Organism: Lachancea thermotolerans CBS 6340
Lineage: Eukaryota; Fungi; Ascomycota; Saccharomycetes; Saccharomycetales; Saccharomycetaceae
Gene: KAP122
Product: Kap122p
Exons: 1
Coding region: 1-2907 (968 amino acids)
Biological process (GO): protein import into nucleus
Cellular component (GO): nuclear membrane; cytoplasm
Source: RefSeq, a predicted model, not a curated record
AUGUUGCAUUUGAGUAGAUUGACAAGUAUAUUCGUGGGUGACCCUGCGCAGAAUCGAUCUGUGCUUGUUGUGAUCAAAAAGCUUAUGUCCAAUGCUGCUCAAGUCUUCUUCAGGCUCAACAGUGGUGACGGCGGCAGCACGCCGACGACUUGGAAAAAUCCACUGGAAACGUUCGUUCUCCUAGUGUCUCAACCCGACGUGUAUUCCAGCGCGUCAGACGAUCUUUUUACGCAUAUGCUCGCCCAAGGUGUGCCAUACGAUGAUCUAAUCCAUUUUAUCAGCUCAUCGGAUACCUUGAACAUUCUUUUACUGCUCUUUUCAGAGGUCAUUAUUGAGGACCUACUAAAGUAUCAGACUAGUAAGUUAGGUGCCUCAAACCUGCAUAAUGUCGUGCGCGAAACCCUGUACAUAUCGAGCAUGUCAAUCAUCAACUUCAACUUGCAGAAAUUGGUUGCUGCUUUUCAAAGUAGAACUAACACGGGUCCGAAUGUUGCUGAAAACAUUUUCCGCUGUGUUAACAUCUGGAUUAAUUAUGCGAUUAUGGUUAGAACGAGAUCUCAGGGACAAAUAGACCUGAGUGAAACCUUUGAAAACCUAAUUCAACUACUGUGUCUAUACGAUUCGGACCAAGGUUUUCCAUAUUCCGAAACUGUUGUUUCCAUUUUGGCAGAAAUAUUUGCCAACGAUCCCACAAUGCUCAGCUUUGAGCUAAGGGCAUCCAUCGAAGAAAUUUUCCUUGGCGUUCGACGGGGCUCUGGCGGGACUUCGGGAGGACACACAUGGAUGCUUCAUUUCAUGAAUCAUCUUGUAGUGAAUCAGAGUUUCGAAGAAUUGAAAGAGCUUGCAUUAUGUGUCGUUGAUUUUCUGCAAGUUAGUAAUCUGGAUGUGUGCAACAAGCUUUUCACUCAGAGUGCAAACACCGACUCAGUAAAUAUGGACCAGUACAUCAAAGUACUCUUGCAAAUGACCAACUUCACACUUGCCCCCGUUCUGGAAGAGUUUUUUUCUGUAAGAAUGGUUGAUUUCUGGCUGGAUCUGUGCGAUGGGUAUAAUAACCUCGUUAGAGAAACACUGAAGCCCAAUACUCCAAUUAUAGCCUCCGAUCUUUUCGGACAGGUAGUUCAAAUUUACCUGCCGAAGGUUAGUCUCAUCAACAAACAAAGGAUAAUACAAGAAGGAGAAGAGGAAUCCUUACUUCAUGAGUUUGAUGAUUUUAGAGGCGCUGUUCUUGAUCUUAUGGAGUCUAUGUGGUCUGUUUUGGGGAAUGAAAAGCUUACAGACAUCCUUAUCGGUAGCGUUGCCCAAGUCAGUCCGAAGUCAGCCGAAGACUUAUUUCAAAUCGAAGCAAUGUGCUUUUGCUUGAAUAAGCUACUUUCCGACAUGACACUCAGCGAGAGUCCAGGAAUCUGUGCUACUUUUGGUGCAAAUGAAAACUUCCUUCCAAACGUCUUACUGCUGAUUCAAACCAGUUGUCAGCAAAAGAGCCCGGCAAAUGGUAAGGAGGCCCAAAUUUUGAGUUGUGACUUUGUUAAAACCGGCAGCUCAAUACUUGCAACAGUCGCUGAUUAUCUUAAACAAAACGACAAAAAUCUACGCGACUGCAUGGACGUGCUCUUCAGCUCAUUAGAGACGUGCUCCAAUGCAGACCAAGUCGACACUAAAUUCGAGUUGUUGCUGACCAAGUGCAUUACCAGUAUCUGCGAAACGAGCCGCUCAGAGUUGACCUCCUACCUACCCACUUUUACAAAGAUUCAGCAUGCAAUGUUACAGAAAAGCUCGAAAGUUUCUGAUUUUUCUAAGCAGGGCUUUACUCGAUGCCUGGGGUAUAUCAUACAAACAUAUACCAGCGACGGGCCAGAGUCUCAGGCGCAAUAUAUCCUUCAGGUUAUCGACACCAUAAAAACGGAGGUCACCAACUCUCAGGAAGACAGGACCCAAGUGCUUUGCCUGUUAAACUGUUUGUCCGAGCUAGGAUCUGCUCUUAUUCAACCAGAAGAGCCCGAAGACCCAGCCUACUUAGCUCAGCUAGCACAGUUCCAAGAUUUUUGGCAAAAUGACCCGCUGCGUCUGCGCGUUGUCAUCUUAGAUCUGUUGGAGAGCGUUUUGGCCCAGCACGGACGAGACUCUGAGUUCGUCGAGGCUGCUUGUCUGAUUAUGGGUAAAAAACUUACCCUUCCAGACGACGAGCCGCACUUUUUAAGCUUCUCAAUGCAAGAACUUAUGGAGUUCCUGCUGAGAAGAUGCGCCACAUGUGAACCUCUUACCGGCUUACCUUACAUCAUAUAUUUGCUGGAAAAAGUAGUCAACCAUCACAGAGCAUCUUUGACUCCCCAGGACUUCGAUUUCAUGCUCACCAAAUUCUUCCUCGGCCAGCACCGGGAUGCAGUGGCGAGCGAUCCCGACCUCACGCAAAACAUGAUAUCGUUCGUGAACUCUGUGAUGGACACACGCCCAGGGCUGGCAGUGCACUGCGACCACUGGGCAACUUUCGUGCUGCCAGAGUUCAUGCGCUACCUCUCCUCGAAGGAACGCUUCACCAUCAGCGCGGUGACGAAGUUCUGGACAAAAGUCAUAAACAACAAAAAGUACUCCCGCCACGACGAGAUCACGAUUCGCGAGCAGGUUUUGGCAUUGGGACCGCAGCUAACUCUGCAAACCACAGGCGCUCUUCUCAGCUCCCAACGUUCUGAUCUCAGCUACUAUUCGGACCUGCUGAGAGUCCUCAUCGCACGCUACCCGUUGCAAUCCAAGCAGUGGCUCUCGCACACGCUUCCGCAGCUAUGCGAGAAUCACCGCGCUCACCAGCUGCUUGUUGAGAAGCUGUUUGUGACACGUGGCAGUCGCGCUGCAGCUGAUGCUGUUCUCGAGUGGUGGUUAAGCUGCAACGGCUUGCCAAGGCUUACAUAA